CUUCGUGACAAGCAUGCACCUACCAGAAACAAUCAUGGAAAUCAAACACCCUCGCCGAAUCCUCGUAAUAGGCAAACCAGACAGUGACAUCUCUCGCGUCGUCAAAGAAAUCACCGGCUCAGCACCCACACCCGAUGCCUCCACCGGCUCCCUCGCGGGCAUGACACACGAAUGGAACGUCAAAACCGCAUAUUACACGGCCGCAAUCCCCAUCUGGAUCGACGAGAUCAACGACACCACAGCCUGGAAAUCAGAAUUCCUAAACCCCGAAGCCAAAGAAGUCGUUCAAGCAGUGGGGGCUUGGAUAUACUGUUUCAACAGCAGCGAUGUCAAGAAAGAGUCAGCAGAUGAUGAUGCAGAAGUCACGAUACCAGAGCAUGUGGAAGCUACUAUGAAGGCGGUUGCUGAGGUUGUGGAAAAAGCUUGUGGGAUGAUGUGGGAUGGGACGAGACUUGCUGUUGACCUUACACCUGCGAAUAAGGGUAGGUCUACAAUCAAUGCGGAAGAGAUAUGUUUGGAUCUUGGAUUCGAGUAUAUCCAUAUCGAUGCAACGGGGAAGAAUGAAUAUGGAGAGAACCUGGGAUUGGAGAGGGCGAAAGAAGCAUUGGAAGCAAAUGAGUGGUCUGCUUCAUCGGCUGACGAUGACGAUGAUGAGGAUAAUGUCGGAGGUAUGGAUGAUGAGCAAGCACAGAUGAAUGCUGAGCUCUGGGGUCUGAAGGCUUCUUUGCUUGAUCCAGAUAAUGAAGGUGAUGAGGCAGAGGGAAGUGCUCUUGAGAUUGAGGGCAUGGAGCAGAUGAUGAGUCAAUUGAUGGCUAUCAAAGAAACGACCGCUGGUAUGCCAGAGAAUGAGCGCAAGAAGUAUGCUGCUCGAGCUGUUGAUGAUCUUAUGAAGAACUUUGACUAGGCUAGUUACUCAUGUCGACAAACAGUUCCACGAUAUACUUCACCGAAUACAAAUGAAGAUGAUAACAUGAGCGAUAUGUGCUGCCUUUACUUGGCUAG
Molecule: messenger RNA, 1002 nt
Organism: Aureobasidium pullulans EXF-150
Lineage: Eukaryota; Fungi; Ascomycota; Dothideomycetes; Dothideales; Saccotheciaceae
Exons: 3
Coding region: 14-904 (296 amino acids)
Biological process (GO): vesicle-mediated transport
Molecular function (GO): protein-macromolecule adaptor activity
Source: RefSeq, a predicted model, not a curated record